AUGCGUGACUUAAUCAACAAGCCAGAAUUCGAAAAAUCAUGGCUAACUCAAGAACAGCCUGCUAUCAUUAACACCCUUUCAACAAUUACGAGCUUACCUGUUCCAGCCUAUAAUGGAACAUUUACAAUCACUUGUACUAGAGGUUCCAGCAGUAUUGAAGGCGACUGUAAUGACUAUGUUACACAACCAACUAUUGACGAUAAUCCUAAUCCUCAAUAUGCUGGGAAGUUUUUACCAAGAAACCAAAUAAGUUUGUUUCCUAAGGGUGUUGGAAAUUAUGAUCCGUGGAGUGAAGGUUCUGUUGCUAAUACUAACAGCGAAAACGAGGAACUAUUUACCGAGUCGCUCUACUAUGCAAAUCGAUAUUAUUUAUCAGGCGGUCUUGAUUAUCAUUUAACGUAUUCUAGAAAAGUUAGGAAAACAAUAGCUAAUACGAAUUUAAAUUUUAUUGGCCUUAGUAUUGAUCUCGAAACAGAUUACAACACACAAAAUUACAUUGAAUCAAAAAUGCAAAUUUUUCCGAAAGAUGACCUCAACUCGCUUUAUAUAAAAUUGGAGAUCUCCCCACAAAACUUUGUUUCAGAAGAAUUUAAAGAGCAAAGGAGUAAUACGGUUAUAUCCAUACUAGGAACUAUUUUUGGCUAUUAUGGUAUCAUGAUGUCUCUUUAUUUAUUUGCAUUUAGAUCAGAUAAAAUUACUUCAGAAGGUUUAGUAGAGUUCAAAUGCCGGGGGUUCAAAAUCAACGAUACUCCCACCGCGACUUCAAUAGCAGCUUCCUCUUCGAGUGUAACAAUAGUUUCCGUUGCGGGUUCAUCAUCUGACACAAUAGAAAAUAAGAAUGAUUAA
Molecule: messenger RNA, 846 nt
Organism: Entrophospora candida
Lineage: Eukaryota; Fungi; Glomeromycota; Glomeromycetes; Entrophosporales; Entrophosporaceae
Source: the annotation of a GenBank genome assembly